GCACCCAUGUAUGUGGACUUUUUCGGUACCUGCCAUUCAGACACAGCUAAACCAGCCAUCCUUCAGGCAAGACACCUCUCCUGGUACCGAACCAACAUGGUGAGGGGACUGACCUUCUACCCCCCUGAUAUCCUGAGUGUGAUGCUGAAGGAUGGGAAGUUGCAGAUGGAUGGAAAGGGAGCCCUCAUGCUGCCUCCUGAGAUGCCUCAGGAGAAGCCUCCCAAGGAAUACUCUGAACCCAACUCCAUGACUGAAUAUUUCUAUGAUGGUGUAAACAGUGACCUGGCCUUGUUUCCUGCUCAUGUUAGUGUCAGCCCCAGGGAGUACGAUUUUGGUUGCUGCGUGCCACUUCACAAGGCAGAACCUCUUCCUCUUCAUGUGAUCAACCACACCAAAGGAAAUAUCAGUGUUGCCUGGACUCCAAACCAUGGCAGUGCCUUCCAAGUGUGCCCCAAAAUCUGUGACAUCCCACCUUUGAAGUCUUCAGUUUUCCAUGUCUAUUUCAAGGCUCCUCAGCUCAACAGUCUCUAUGCAGCAGAGCUGGAAGGUUUUGCCUUCUACAAGGUGAUGAGACACUACAGCAACAUUGAGAAUGAUGUCACCAUUUGUCCAUCCUGGUGCCUGACUGUCAGGCUGAGAGCGCACACGUAUGAAGCAGAACGGGAGCACUUCAUCCCACAGUACAUCCUGGAUGUCCCCAAGACUUUUCCUCCUGUGGCUCCUGACACUGAUACCUACUGCAGCAUGCUGCUCUCCAACACAGGCUCUUCUCUGAUAACCUUCAGUAUGAACCAAACAGCCUGUCCCUCUGUUUCAGUCAAGCCCAGCUCAGGACACAUCAUUCCAGGAGGCCACCAGAUUUUCCUUCUCUCCACUCACCCAGUUAACACAGUCUUGCAGCAGCAUGUCCUGCCUUUGCAGCUGAACUCUUAUCCUGGAUACACCAAGGAAAUUGCUCUCCAGAGUUGUGGGGAGUCCAUUCAUUUGCUCUUAGAAGGUGAUGGAAAUCUAUACUUCAGGCCUCUCCAUAUAGGUACCUCCUCUACACGAAUGUACACCAUAAAAAACUGCACAAGGCUACCUGUAGUUUUCACAUGGAAGAUCCAUCAGUCUGACAGUAAGAUCCUGUCUGUCAGCCCCACUGAAGGCAUCCUCCAGCCCUAUGAAGCCAUGGCUCAGGCAUGGACUUUUACUCCUGACCAGAAGACCAAGUAUCUGCUGCGAGCUAUGAUGUUUGUGAAGUGGAAAAUCCCAUACCCCGUGUCUCCCAAAAGUGUUUGUUAUAUCUUACGGAUUGUUGGAGAGGGGGUACUGGGCACCAUCAGGACACAAAAGGAGCACCUGGACCUUGGAAAUGUUCUGGUUGGUGAUCUGCAAAGCUGCAGCGUUGUACUGCUAAAUGAUGGGAUCUGUUCUCUGAAGUAUGUCCUCCAUGUGGAACAACUCAUCACUGGGCCCUGUGACCCUGAGGAGGUCUGCAGCGAUCCACUGGCUCUAGAGCUGGAACACUCCAGAGGGACAAUCCCUGCCAGGUCAAAAGCUGUUGUCCGAGUAACAGUAAGGCCAGCCCGUCGGCUGCAUUAUACCUGGUCUAUCAAAUAUGCUAUUUGCACCCAAACAGCUACAGAUCUUGCAAGCACAAAGGAGCCGCAGCCCCUCUGCUGCAUUGUAGCAAGAGGCGUCUACCCAUGGGAGCUGUUCUCCUUGGACACACUGAAUGAAUACUUGGAGCGAGACCUGACUCCCAGUGAGCUCACCUACCGAGUUCCCACAAGGCACAGCACAUGCUUGACCCCUCCAGUGUACACCCCUCUCCUGCUGGAUUUCAACUUUGGGUCUGCCCUGGUAGGCUCAGAGCCGAGCCUUGUGAUGCUUCUUCUGGAGAACAAGGGUGUGGUGCCUGUGGAGUGGGCCUUCUUGUUUCCUUCUGAUCAGAAGAUGGACAUGGAGCACUGGGCACAGGAUGCUGAGUUUAGCCCCCAGGAGCUGGACCAGAUGAGAAUUCAGGAUAACCAGCUCUUCAGUGUUUUCCCAAAGUCAGGAACACUUCUUCCAGGACAGGAGAAAUCUGUCCAGCUCUCACACAGACAUGAUUUCAUUGGCACUGAUCGCCUCCCUGUACUGCUGAAGGUUUCCAAUGGCCAUGAGAUUCUGCUGACCUUCAGCGGUGUGACAGUGGAACACAACUGGCCGUACAUUCAUUUUGCCUCCACUAAUCACGUCUUCACACCCAUUGCCAUUGGGAGUUCCCACCCUCCUACACAGACUUAUAAACUCUACAAUGGUGGCUCCGUGCCUGUGAUGUUUGAGGUUCAGCUGGACAACAUUGAGAGAGAGGAGGAAAAUUUUCAGCAUCCUAUAUUUGUCUGCCUAACUCCUAAAGGAGAAAUCCCUCCUGGAAAAACAGGCCACAUUGAGUGGAUCUUUUCACCACUGGAAGCUAAAACAUACUCGGUUGAUGUUCCCAUCCACAUCCUGGGCGGUGAAUCAGCCCUGAUCACUUUCCAGGGAGUAGGCUACAAUCCAAAUACCAUAGGAAAGGCUGUCACAUCCAGCAAAAUUUCGUCUGCUUCAGUCUUUCCAGGUUCUACCAAGCUAACUGUGCCUGGGCAGGUAGCCACCUUGUCACACCACAAGAUUUGCUUUGGAAGUAUCCCAGACUGCAGCAAAGCCAAUCAACUUGUCUUUCUCAACAAUAUGUCGGAGAGCAAGGCUGUUGUGUUUGCCUGGCAGAUAAGCACCUGUAAAGAUGAGAGGGUGUUGCAGAUUGCUCCAGAGUCAGGGGUUGUACAGCCUGGAGAGAGCAUCCCCUGCUUCAUCACAAUGGGACCUACAAUGAGUCCCUCUUCCUACAGUACAGAUCUGGUGUGUGAGGUGUACAUCCAGAAGUCCCUGGCUCAGUACAAGAGGGACCUGCAGGAGUGGGAAAAGGAGAAGGAACGGCAGGCUGUGGAAUUCACCAUCACAGAGAAGAGCCUUGGUACUCAGAAAAAGCUAAUGCCACCUGCAGUGAGGUUAUUAGAAUCUGCUGAGACAGAAAAUCUUCCUGAAUCCUCAGCUGUGAUCAGGAAAUACAAGACAUUACCCUCCAUUAAAAACCACCCCAUGCCCAAUCAGCCAGCUGGACACUUUGAGAGGAGGCUGCUGUUGGGCAAAGACACCAGCCAGGUGUGGGUCAAACCAGAGCCUCCCAAGCCUAUGCUCUUAUACCUUGGUGUGUCAGCCAGGUCCCACUCUAUUGAGGACUUCGACAGCAACUUCGCCUCGGAGCUUCCCAAAUACUUGUUUUCCUGCCGCUUCAGCACCUGGCCCUUGGAGAGCAAGUUUGUGGAUGGGAGUAGGGACAGAGACAGGAUGCACAUGGAACUCAAAUGGCUAUCCCUGGCUGCUGCUUCAAAACAGGAGUUGCAGAUAGUGACUGACAUACUCACAGGUGUCAUCAGAGGUCUCAUGGACAGCACUCAGUUCCACAAUGCAGUGAGAAGAAGCCUGGAUGAGCCUAUUCCAUAUUUCUCCCAGUUCCAAUGUUCAAGAUCAGCAGAGAUCCAGGACAGGAGACAGUGCUCCACAAUCCCAUGCAGGGUGUCUGCUUCUCCAGAUCUUUACCUUGAGAAGGAUGGAGAGAGGAAAGAAAUGAGUCAGGAAACCUCUCCCAGUGAUUUGCUGGAGUCUUCUGAGAUUUUUCACCACAAACAGUUGAGGGAGAAGAAGGAGGUGAUGGAUAGGCAGCCAGUCAUUGGGAACCUCGUGGAGCUGGUGCUGGAAAACAUACUGCAAAAUAUCCUGAUUGAAGCCAACUGUGGGGAGGUGGUGCUGACAGCCCAGCCCAGGGUCAUUGCUCUACCCCCCAGCCCUGGCCAAAGAGUCACCAAUCUGGCACCCCCACCCUCCAGAGCAUAG
This is a messenger RNA of Acanthisitta chloris (rifleman), 3900 nucleotides long. It is a transcript of the gene CFAP65, whose product is annotated as coiled-coil domain containing 108. Lineage: Eukaryota; Metazoa; Chordata; Aves; Passeriformes; Acanthisittidae. The record is from RefSeq and is a predicted model, not a curated record. The transcript is spliced from 25 exons. The annotation marks the transcript as partial.